AUGUCAACGACCAACAACAACACAAGUUUCGAUCCGAACGAUCAAUUGUCACCGUUUCUCGAUCUUCACAAUGAAUCAUCGUUCAGUUCGUGCUCAUCAUCGCCGCCAGCAUCGUCAUCCUUGAAAACUGUACAAAAUCAGCAUGAAAAUGACUCCGGUUGUGGUAGUGAUGACGAUCCAGCAUUAGCUUUAAAAAUCAACAAAGGUCUUUCAAUGGGUUACGACUAUGAACUAAUCAAAAGUGUUAUCCAACAACAAAACGAUGGUGAUGAUAUGUCGAAAUUCAUCGAAACGAUCGUACGUACAGCUGAAGUCAACAGUAAUUCCAAUGGUUCAUCAUCGUCAUCGUCGCCACCACCCACUUUACCACCGAUGUCGUCAUCUUCAUUGUCAAAUAAAACAUCUUCUCCAGUUACAACGGACACAGAUUGUUCAGAUACACCUAUUCCGCACGAUGUUUAUAUUAUUGAUGGUGCUGAUCUUGCGUUUAGCUAUGGGAAUAAUACAUUUUCAUGGCGUGCGAUUGAAAUAUGUUUGAAAUAUUUACAUUCUCAUGGACAUAAGAAAGUGUUUGUUGUCUUGCCAUAUUCAUUGAAAAAUCAUCGACAUGAUCAAAGCUUUUCCGAAUCGAAAUCUUUACGUGAUCUCGAACGAAAAAAUCUUCUUGUUUAUACUAAUCGAAUGUCCAAGCAAACCCAUAAGUCUAGCUCAUAUACACAUAUUAGUGAAAUGUUGAAAUUCUCUCAGAAAACCAAAGGACAUUUGAUCACGAAUGUUUCGCUCAAAGAUGUUAUCCUGGAUUUUACGAUCUAUAAACAAAUUCUCGAAGAAAAAGUCAUUCGCUAUCGAUUUCAAAACGAUAAUUUCCAACCAUUAUUAGUAACAAUUGUUAAUGAUGAAGAUGGCAAUGAUUGUGAAACACACUAUCCACUCUGUCCAUAUGGGAAGAAAUGUACCUAUGGUUUGAAAUGUAAAUACUAUCACAUAGAACGGCGACAUCAAAAUCCUUUAUCGAUUACGGAAACUUUACAAAUGAAAGCCCGAUUAGAGAAAUCGAAAAUUCAACAUCAGCUAUCAACACCAUCGAUGAUGGUCAACAAUGGAUUCAAUCAUACAAAAUCCGGACCUGAUCAUUUACAUAUGUAUUCAUCUCAAAUGAUGGAACAAAGUUUAGUGGAUGAUGCUCGACUCGCUUAUGAAUAUGGUUUGACAUCGACACCUAUAUCAACGGAUUUCGCAUUUGUUGAUCAACGCAUUCCAUCAAAUCAACAGCCCAGACCGACACAUCAGAGUUGGUUCGGUGCGGCAACUCCGCAACAUCCAUUCAUGAAUCGAACGUUUUCCAUGCCUCAACAGCAACAAAUGAAUGAAAUGGCAGCAGCCAUGUUUAUGCAUCAACAACAGCAAAAUUGGGCUCGACAACAGAUGUUUCCUAUGCAACAGCCUCAACAGUUCGAACAGAAUGUUCUUCGAUUUCUUUCAAUGCUUUCGUUACAACAACAACAACAGCAACAAACGAACACGAAUUCCAUGACGACGCAUCCGCAAGUACAAGAUGGUUCAUAUGAUCAUUCAUCUGUAAAUAGUCAACAAGGUUUAGCUGACAAGAUUCAAGCUGUACGUCACCUCUGGGAAAGCGAAAACGUUCAGCAGCAACAACAGCCGCAACAACCACCAUCUACGUUCGAUCCGAAUACUUACAAUUCAAUGAUGUCCACCUUUCAACAUCCAGCGCAAAGUUUUUUUCACUACAAUUAA
Messenger RNA from Adineta ricciae, 1758 nucleotides. Lineage: Eukaryota; Metazoa; Rotifera; Eurotatoria; Adinetida; Adinetidae. The record is from the annotation of a GenBank genome assembly.